Messenger RNA from Paramecium tetraurelia, 120 nucleotides. RefSeq lists its product as uncharacterized. The transcript has a single exon. NCBI's taxonomy places the organism in Eukaryota, Ciliophora, Oligohymenophorea, Peniculida, Parameciidae. The record is from RefSeq and is a predicted model, not a curated record.
AUGGAUUUGAUUACAACUAAUAAAUCAAUCGUCUGCAUAUUGGGAGAUUAUAAGGAGAAACUCAAAAAUCAACUAAGUAAUUUUGAAGGCGGAAUGCAAUAGUAAAUUUAAUAUUAAUGA